AUGACGGAGCAGCCUCGAGUUCUUCGCCCACGACCGCGACGGCCCUUCGAGCUCCCUUCCAACGAGUCCUCCCAGCCUUCCACUCCGCCAGCAGACGGCUCCACGAAUAACAGCGCCGCGGAUUUUCUCGAAGUGAAGAAUGACCUGGCAUCGCAGCGCACCGGAUCUGUCCUCAACCUGACCUCGUCCACGUUGUUGGGCAUUUUCUCGCCCACAGCGUUCGAAAGUCCCCGCGACGAUUCCAGUCCCUGGGGCACUGAGGUCCAAACGCCCGGCGAGCGUUCAGCAGAGGACCUUCGAUACCAGCCGCCCCCGACCUCACAACCAGAGCGGCCGGGUUCAGCGAGAAAACACUUGCGUCGGCACCAUGGAGUAGGCGACGUGUUCCUGCCGUUGGUCCUGAAGAGCAUCCUCCUCUUCGUUUGCGGAGUCGUCUACGGCACUAUCAUGGCCCACCUACAUGAGAAUCAUUGGAUCACACCGGUCAAGUUGGAACUCAUUGAUCGCUCCUCGUGGCGAUACUUGGGACUCUGGGGCAUUGGCGGCGUGGCCCUGGCCAGUGUUCUUCCCUGGCUCGAUACGUUGUUUGAAAAUGCUACGAGUGGUACCGGACGGGGCGAGACAGCCAACGGGUAUCCCAAGACUAGCAAAAGCAAAGACGACCGUCGCCAGUCGUCACGCUGGACUCUGGCUGUCCGCAGUAUUGGUGCUUUUGUCGGCAUUGCCUUUGCCAUGCGGAGACUUCCGUGGGAAUCUACCACUCAGGAAUCGCUGACCCUCGCUCUCGUCAACCCUUUUCUGUGGUAUCUGAUAGACCGGACGAAGACGGGAUUUUGGCUGUCGACAGUGGUUGGGUUGACUGGGAUGGGCAUCAUCCUGGGCCUGCAUCCGCAGAUGAUACCCUCCUCAGCUGGGAUUGGGAUCCGAGGCUGGCGACUGGAGCAUGACAUUGAGGGCGGUCUGUCUCAGGAAGCCGUUGCGGUAGCUACUUGGCUGGCCAGUGUGCUGUUCAGCGCCUGCGUCUGUUUUGGAAAUAUUGGACGCCAGCUGGCGUUGGGAGGCGUGCAAGGGCAGAAAAUCUCUGAUGAAAAGAGGUGA
This is a messenger RNA of Rasamsonia emersonii CBS 393.64, 1098 nucleotides long. RefSeq lists its product as uncharacterized. The transcript is spliced from 2 exons. Gene Ontology annotation, biological process: sterol biosynthetic process. NCBI's taxonomy places the organism in Eukaryota, Fungi, Ascomycota, Eurotiomycetes, Eurotiales, Trichocomaceae. Gene Ontology annotation, cellular component: endoplasmic reticulum. The record is from RefSeq and is a predicted model, not a curated record. Bases 1 to 1098 code for a protein of 365 amino acids.